Molecule: messenger RNA, 821 nt
Organism: Andrographis paniculata
Lineage: Eukaryota; Viridiplantae; Streptophyta; Magnoliopsida; Lamiales; Acanthaceae
Exons: 3
Coding region: 22-594 (190 amino acids)
Cellular component (GO): intracellular anatomical structure
Source: RefSeq, a predicted model, not a curated record
GGCGCGCCGACAAAUCGGAAAAUGGGUUCGACGGCGAAAUCAUCGGAAAUAGUGAGGAAAUUGAAGCUGCAGCCCCAUCCAGAGGGCGGAUUUUACUACGAGACUGUCAGGGACUUCUCCAUCGUCCUCUCCAAAUCCAAUCUUCAUCUUCCCCCUCACUAUAAGGUCGAUCGACCAAUUAGUACUUCCAUAUAUUUCUUGUUGCCUUCGGGGAGUGUUUCUCAUCUUCACCGAAUUCCGUGUGCUGAAAUUUGGCAUUUUUACUAUGGACAACCUUUGACGGUCAUCGAGCUAGACGAAGACAAUGGAAAUGUUCAAUUGACCACUCUUGGACCCGAUCCGCUUGCUUCUAAUCAAGUUAUGCAAUACGCCGUGCGCCCAUACAUCUGGUUUGGCGCGUUCCCCACCAACGAUUUUGUUGAUGUUAGAACUGGCGAGAGGGUCUCGAGGGAUCCCGAGACAAACUUUUCUCUCGUGGGAUGCACGUGCGCGCCGGCAUUUCAGUUUGAGGAUUUUGAGUUGGCUAAACGAGCCGAGCUAGUGCGACUAUUUCCCAGGUAUGAAAAGCUUAUCUCUAUCCUCACUUUUCCUUAAUGAAUUCUUGUGGUUUUAUGGUUGGGAUAACUUAUAGGUUGGAUAUGUCUUUUUGAGUAUUCUUGAAUGUAAGGUGAGUUUGGUUUGUGUUUGUAUUUAUAUGUAACGGUUUGAUGUUAUGUGAUGUUUUGUAAGAGAAAAUAAUAUAUUUUUGCUGAGAAUGCGAAAAAUUAUGUAAUAAGAAAAUGAAGAGAAGCUAUUGAAGAAGUAAAAUUGGUUUAUGUUUU